GCUCUAACAGUUUAUUUUUUACUAUUUCUUUGUCAGAAAUAGUCUUUAAGCUGAUAAAUUUUACACAUUUACACCUACCCAAAAUUGCACAGAAGAUUUUCUUUUCCAUUUUUUAUUUCGUUUCACUUUCAAUUAGAUUUUCAUUCGAUCACUGAUUUUACUAGAUUUCUUUGUAUGUAAAGUAAGACCCACGCGUUCCACGUUUGUGCGGUUAAACACGGUAACUGGGACUGUGCGCAGAAACUUGCGCAAACUUUAACGCGUCCUGUAAACGUUGUGACAGUGAGCACGAUUUCCGGAUAGCUAUUCGAAAAAUUUGAUUAAAUUAUUUGGAAACAUAAUCUAAUUACAUCAACACAUUCAUCCAUGUAAUGAAAAUUUUUAUGAAAUUAGUUUUAUUAAUCAAAAAGAAACUUAGUAUUUUAUGUAGAUAUAACCUUAAAAAGUUUGGUUAUGACAGUGAGUAACACUUAUGUAUAUGUCAGCUGAUUAGUUAUUGAAAAUGAAUGGAGACAAUAUUUUUAUUAAAUGCACAAUGUGUUUUUUCAAAUGUUAUUCGAAAAUCACUUUAUUAAAACAUGUAGUGCGAUAUCACCAACUUGAUCAGCGUUUUAAAGUUAGCUGUGCAGAGGAUGGAUGUGGAGCAAUUUACACCAAAUGGAAAUCUUUUCAGCAGCAUGUUUACAGAAAACAUCCAACACUUUCAACAAUUCUUGAUGAAAGACCAUUAGUACAUGAUAAUGGACAGCAAGAACAAGAUUUUGGAGUUAGAGAUGAAUUAAAUGAUGAAGAAGGAAUGACAGAAAGAGCUGAAUAUGCUACAAUGAAGAAUCUUCAAUGGUAUGCUGCUAAAUUAAUAAUAGAUAUAAGAGAAAACUGUAAAAUUUCUCAGACAUCAAUAGAUCAGGUCAUUAACGGAAUCACUUCACUGGUAGAUGUUUAUUUAUCAAUAAUAUUGGAAGAAUGUCAAAAGAAAACAGAUCCUGUAAGUCACAUGCUUUCAAUAGACGAUGUUAACACUAUAUGUAUGGAAGAGUAUCCAUCAACUACACUCUUUUCUAUAUUACAAUCAAAAUCUACUCUUGAUAAAUUUUUAAUUGAAGAAAUGCGCAUGGUACAAGCUACAGAAGUUAAGAUUUCGUCAAAAUGGCAAUGGAAACAAAAAAAGAGGCUUUCUACAAUUUCUAGAGACUUAUGUGAAGUUACACAUUGUGCAUACAUUGUUCCUUUUCUGGAAAAUUUAACUAAUCUGUUAAUGAACGAUGAAGUUAGAUUGCAUAUAGACAAUCCUCUCGAUCAUGACCCAAGUGUAUACCGUACAGUGUUGGACGGUUCAUAUUAUCGAGAAAAUGAGUUUUUUCGUAAUAAUAAAAACUCUUUAGCAAUAUCGUUAUAUUACGAUGAUGUGGGGAUUACCAACCCUUCAGGAGCUAGUUCUAAAAAUCAGAAGUUAGCAAUGUUUUAUUGGACUCUUCUAAAUAUUAAGCCCGAGUUACGAUCUUCAAACAACACCGUUCAAUUGUAUGCCAUUGUUAAAACAAUAUAUUUGAAAGAACCGAAUGCCUUAGAAAAAAUUUUGAGACCUUUCAUCGAUGAUAUUGAAAUAUUACGAACAGAAGGUUUAAAUAUGUAUGUUAACGGAGUAAGGAAAAAUUACAAAGGCUCAUUAUUGAACAUUCUAGGAGAUACACCUGCAUCAGCUUUGAUGGCCGGUUUUAAAGAAUCUGUGGCUGCAUAUCGACCAUGUCGUUUGUGUAUGGUAACAAAAGAUGUAUUAAAACUAAAUCCUUUUGAAAAUGAGCAACUACUGCGGAAUAAAGAUUUACACAUGCAAUAUUUAAAUGAUAUCAACGAGCCAGGUAUCACGAAAGCCGCGAAAAAAUACUGGCAAUUAUCGUAUGGUAUAAAUGGUGUGAGUCCAGUUGUAAACAUACCUUACUUUGAUGUAACACAAUGUUUACCAAUAGACUGCAUGCAUAUCCUUCUUGAAGGAAUUGUUGAGCAGAAUAUAAGAUUAUUUUUGAAGUAUUGCAUUGUUCAAAACGAACUUUUCACGAUUAACAAUUUUAAUAUAAAACUGUCUACAUUCAAUUAUGGUCAUUUCAAUCGAGAUAAACCCGCUGAAAUCCAAUUAAAGGAUCUUGAUGACGUUUUGCGACAAAGUGCCGCUCAAACUUUUGUACUUGCUCAUACACUUCCAUUUUUAAUUCUCCAAUUAGUUGAUAAUGACGGAGAAGAUCUCAAUGACCGAAUCGACUGUUUUAGUUUACUACUACAAGUUAUGAAUUUAUGUUUAGCAUAUCAAAUAAGUAGGGAUUCAGUAGAUUUAUUAAGUAGGAUGAUCGAUAUAUUUAUAACACGUUUCAAUGGGCUGUAUCCGAAUAGUAUAAUACCAAAAACACAUUUUUUAACGCACGUUCCACGAUGUAUAAGAUUAUUUGGACCUCCAAGACAACACUGGUGCUUCAGAUUCGAAUCUGCCCACGCUUAUUUCAAAUCACUUGUACCAGUUGUUCGCAACUUCAAAAACAUGCCUUUAACCAUGAUCUAUAGACACCAAAGUCGUAUUUGUUCUCGCCUUUUUUCUAAUCCAGGUCAAUCUUCAAAACUGUUUUUACACGAAAGUAAAAUAAUUGUUCCUGGUCUAAAUCAUUAUUUCACACACUACAAAUAUGCCUCAUUGCUAUAUCCAUUAAUACCACAUGAACUUCAGGAAACAUGUUCAAUAAUGGUGUCUCCAAAAGUGGCCAUUUAUGGAGCGAUUUUUAAGAAAGGCAGCAUUAUUUUGUUAAGUUGUAAUGAAGAUCUUCCACUAGAAUUUGGUGAAAUACUGGAUAUCUGCGUUUAUGAUAGCAAAAUUUUUUUUGUAAUCUUAAAAUUAGAAACAAUCUGUUAUAAUAGAAAUCUUAAUUCUUAUCAAGUGUUAAAGCCUAUAGCCACAGUCCAACAAAUAUUACUUGGAGCUGAUGACCUAUUGUUUCCUCACCCACUAUUACGAGUUAAUUUAGAUAAUAAAACUUUUGUACUACUCAUUAAUCAUGAAAGAUGUGAAUUUUUUUAA
Messenger RNA from Chelonus insularis, 3061 nucleotides. RefSeq lists its product as uncharacterized. The record is from RefSeq and is a predicted model, not a curated record. Lineage: Eukaryota; Metazoa; Arthropoda; Insecta; Hymenoptera; Braconidae. Bases 503 to 3061 code for a protein of 852 amino acids. The transcript is spliced from 3 exons.